AUGUAUCAUCCUUCGGUUCUGACGCUCCUCACUUUGGCAGCGCAUGCUCGGUGUCAGUUGUUGGACAUCCCCGCCGUGGAUGAGUUGGUCAGCUCUGCCCUGAAGCCCCUGGCAGACUAUACGGAUUAUGAUGGCCCCACCGGAGUUGCCUCGUCUGUUAUCAGCGCCGCAACACCAGCCACACUCUUUAAUGUACAUGCAACCGUGGAGGCGUCAGACGCAUCGUACUGGCUAGCCGAGAUUGCUCAUCAAGGCGUAGCUGCUUUCAACCCAAACCCUUCCGGCUACACGGUUUUCCGCAAUGUGAUGGAUUAUGGGGCCAAAGGUGAUGGGGUAACCGAUGAUACUGCCGCGAUCAAUGCUGCUAUUAGCGAUGGCGGUCGCUAUGGACCAUCGAGCAGAGAGAGCUCCACCACGACGCCUGCAAUUGUGUACUUUCCUGCAGGAACAUACCUGAUCUCUUCUCCCAUUAUCGACUACUACUUCACGCAACUGAUCGGCAAUCCGAACGCCAUACCAGUAAUCAAGGCGACCGCGGCCUUCACGGGAUUGGGGCUGAUUGAUGGAGACCAGUACCAGAGCGAUGGUAACCAGGGAUGGACUUCAACGAAUGUUUUCUUCCGACAAAUCAGAAACCUGAAGCUAGACUUGACUGGCAUCCCAGCCAGCUCAGCUGCAACUGGUAUUCAUUGGCCGACUGGACAGGCUACAAGCAUCCAAAAUGUGGAGAUCGCAAUGAGCUCUGCAUCCGGAACCCAGCACCAGGGUAUUUUUAUUGAGAAUGGUUCUGGUGGCUUUUUGGCCGAUAUCACCAUCACCGGCGGCCUGUAUGGUGCCAAUCUCGGCAACCAGCAAUUCACUACGCGCAACCUGGUGAUCUCGGAUGCGGUCACAGCUAUCUCCCAAAUCUGGGACUGGGGCUGGACCUACCAAGGCCUUACCUUGGCGAACUGUACCACCGCCAUUUCGAUCAACAAUGGCGGCGUCGGCAAUCAACUAGUAGGCUCGGUCGUUGUUCUUGACAGCACUAUUCAGGACUGCUCAACUUUCGUGGCCAGUGCCUGGGAGACCUCACCUUCAUCCAACGGGAGUCUGAUUUUAGAGAACAUUGUCUUAGAAAACGUUCCAGUCGCUGUCAACGGACCGAGCGGUACUGUUCUUGCUGGGGGCACUACGACCAUCAGUGCCUGGGGCCAGGGCCACAAGUAUACCCCCAAUGGGCCCACAAACUUCCAAGGCACUUUCACGACACCGACGCGUCCCAGCGCUCUGCUUGCGAGUGGCUCUUCCAGAUACUAUACCAAGAGCAAACCUCAAUACGAAACGUCCUCCACGUCGUCUUUUGUUAGUAUUCGAAAUGCAGGAGCAGCCGGAGAUGGUUCUACGGAUGAUACAUCGGCCAUUCAAUCUGCCUUGAUCUCGGCUGCAUCCUCUGGUCAGAUCGUCUUCUUUGACCAGGGAACCUACAAGGUGACAAGUACCAUCUAUAUUCCCCCGGGAUCUCGCAUUGUUGGCGAAUCGUAUCCUGUCAUCAUGGCUAGUGGAAGUUCUUUUUCGAGCAUCUCGAACCCUCUGCCCGUGGUUCAAGUUGGCAAGUCUGGAGAGUCAGGAUCGAUUGAAUGGUCCGACAUGAUUGUGAGCACCCAAGGAUCCACUCCUGGUGCUAUUCUCAUCGAAUGGAAUCUGGCUGCCGAUUCGGGCUCUGGGAUGUGGGAUGUCCACACCCGAAUUGGUGGAUUUGCUGGCUCGCAGCUGCAAGUUGCUCAAUGUCCUACCUCCGCGGCGGUGUCGGCUGCUUGUGAGGUCGCCUAUAUGUCCAUGCACAUCACUGGUAGUGCGAGCGGGGUGUAUUUGGACAAUGUUUGGCUGUGGACGGCAGACCAUGACCUCGACAGUGCAGAUAAUACUCGGAUUUCUGUCUACUCUGGCAGGGGACUGUUAGUUGAAGGAAAGAACAUCUGGUUGUACGGAACGGGUGUGGAGCACCACUCGUUGUACCAGUAUCAAUUUUCCGGGGCCAGCUCCGUGGUGGCAGGAUUUAUUCAGACCGAGACCCCGUAUUAUCAACCCAAUCCCGAUGCGGCAAAUGGUCCCUAUCCAAGGAACUCCGCCUUGAAUGAUCCAGACUACAGCAGUUGCCUUUCUGGAAACUGCGACGCUCUUGGACUGCGCGUUCUCAAUAGCAACGACAUCAUCGUGUACGGCGCCGGGCUUUACAGCUUUUUCACUGAGUAUAGCACGGAUUGCUCUACUUUCCCCACGCCGGAGAAUUGCCAGAGUGAGAUCUUCAGCGUCGAAGGUAGCACGACCAACUUGGUGGUCUAUGCCCUUAGCACGGUGGGUACGACCAACAUGAUUGUGAAAAAUGGUACGUCGCUGGCUGUCGUUAGUGACAAUCUGGCGACAUAUGCCGCUACUAUUGCCUACUUUACCUUCUAG
Molecule: messenger RNA, 2439 nt
Organism: Penicillium argentinense
Lineage: Eukaryota; Fungi; Ascomycota; Eurotiomycetes; Eurotiales; Aspergillaceae
Product: glycoside hydrolase family 55 protein
Exons: 5
Coding region: 1-2439 (812 amino acids)
Molecular function (GO): polygalacturonase activity
Source: RefSeq, a predicted model, not a curated record